CAGAGGGCCCCUGCCACCCGCUAGCCACUAACUGUUCUUCUCCCCUCGCUUGGCUCUCCUUUUCCUCACUCCCUAUUUAAAUCUACUUUUGGUUCUUGUUCUGUAGUCUUAAAUAUAGCGGUUGAGUACACUUACAUAAACAAGAUCACCCCCUUUCCCCCAUAACAGCGUAAAGCCCCUAAAAGCUUUUCUCGUGCCCUUGGCUCUCCACUACCCUCAGCCCUUUCCUCUACCUUUUCACAAUUGGGUCUCGGUCUCUUUAAGAAGGCAGCCAUAAUUGAGGAAAGAGGAAUUCUGGGAAGCUCCACUCAGCUCUUGCGGAGCAUGACGGGAGAAGAGGGCGGAGACAAGGGUUGCGCAUGCGUAUGGUUGCCCGAGUGGUGUUGGGUUGGAUCAGGCCGAAGAAUCCCCCUAAGAGCAAAUAAUCCUUUCCCUGCCGCAGGGGUCUUGGGUCGCGUCCCCUCUGUCCCAUUAGUGACGCGCCGGUAGGCGUCCGUGCUUCGCGUGCUAGUGCUCCGCUGCAGCGUUGCUGCAUGCUACUAGGUGACGGCCGCGGAUUUGUUGGGGACGAGACUUUUGGAGCACAGGCGAUGCUGGAGGAAGGAGCGCCCGUAGAGUGCUGCACCUGGGGCAGGCGGCCAGAAGUUACCUUCUUCCACCGGGGAUUUUAAACCAGUUACCUGCUCCCAUGCCUGGGUUCAUUAUGUGGAUGAAGACAACUUUAGGGAGCUGCUUUCGUGGUUCGGGUUUACUAUGUCCCUUUUAGAGUCCAGCUAGCCAUUAUCGUGAAGAAAAUCUUUAGUUUUAGACUGAGUAUUUCCUUUACAUAAAAAAUUAGAAUGAAAGAACCCUUGGAUGGUGAAUGUGGCAGAGCAAUGGCACCGCAGCAGGGGCUUCUGGACAAAAUUAAAGAAGAACCGGAUAAUGCUCAAGAAUAUGGACACACCCAAAUACCAAAACCUCAAGAAAGUGAACUGAAAAUUAGUGCUGUGUUUUCAGUCAGUGAGAGUCCUCUUGCCCAGCAGUUGACUCCUGGCUUUCAGUUUUCUGUUGCCUCAUCUGCUCCAAAUAUAUUGGUUCCUUCAGUUCCGGCUGUGGCUAUUCAGGUUUUUUGUACUGGUUGUAAAAAAAUGCUUUAUAAGGGACAAACUGCUUAUCAUAAGACAGGAUCCACUCAGCUCUUUUGUUCCACGCGAUGCAUCACUGGAUAUUCUUCACCAGUCUACCUACCACCUCUUCCCAAGAAAACCUGCACAAACUGCUUGAAAGACAUUUUAAAUCCAAAGGAUGUGAUUACAACCCAAUUUGAAAAUUCCUCUCCUAGCAAAUAUUUCUGCAGCCAAUCAUGCCUUUCUUCUUAUGAGCUAAAGAAAAAGCCUGUUGUUACCAUAUAUACCCAUAACAUUUCAACUAAGUGCAGUAUGUGUCAAAAGAAUGCUGAUAUUCGAUUUGAAGUUAAAUAUCAAAAUGUGCUACAUGGUCUUUGUAGUGAUGCCUGUUUUUCAAAAUUUCACUCUACCAACAAUCUUACCAUGAACUGUUGUGAGAACUGUGGAAGUUAUUGCUAUAGUAGCUCUGGUCCUUCCCACUCCCAGAAGGUUUUUAGUUCAACAAGUGUCACAGCAUAUAAACAGAAUUCAGCCCAAACUCCUCCUUAUGCCUUGGGGAAAUCAUUGAGGCCUUCAGCUGAAAUGGUUGAGACUACAAAUGACUCAGGAAAAACAGAGCUUUUCUGUUCUAUUAAUUGCUUAUCUGCUUACAGAAUUAAGACAGUUACUUCUUCAGGUGUCCAGGUUUCAUGUCAUAGUUGUAAAACCUCCGCAAUCCCUCAGUAUCAUCUAGCCAUGUCUAAUGGAACUAUAUACAGUUUCUGCAGCUCCAGUUGUGUAGUAGCUUUCCAGAAUGUAUUUAACAAACCAAAAGGAACAAACUCUUCAGUGGUGCCCCUGUCUCAGGGCCAAGUGGUUGUAAGCCAGCCCUCCAGGUCUGCAGUGUCAGAAGGAGGAGGUAACACCUCUGCCGUUUCCCCCAGCAACAUCAGUGGCUCUGUCGCAGCCAGUGUCCAGCCUGUUGCUGCCCAAUCCCAGCAAGUUGCUUCCACCCAUACAGUUGUAAAACUCAAGUGUCAGCACUGUAACCAUCUGUUUGCCACAAAACCGGAACUUCUGUUUUACAAGGGAAAGAUGUUUCUGUUUUGUGGCAAGACUUGUUCUGAUGACUACAAAAAGAAAAAUAAAGUCAUGGCAAUGUGUGACUACUGCAAACUGCAGAAAAUUAUAAAGGAGACUGUGCGAUUCUCAGGGGUUGAUAAGCCAUUCUGUAGUGAAGUUUGCAAGUUCCUCUCUGCCCGUGAUUUUGGAGAACGAUGGGGAAACUACUGUAAGAUGUGUAGUUAUUGUUCACAGACAUCCCCUAAUUUGGUAGAAAAUCGAUUGGAGGGCAAAUUAGAAGAGUUUUGUUGUGAAGAUUGCAUGUCCAAAUUUACAGUUCUGUUUUAUCAGAUGGCCAAGUGUGAUGGUUGUAAACGACAGGGUAAGCUAAGUGAAUCCAUAAAAUGGCGAGGAAACAUCAAACAUUUCUGUAACCUAUUUUGUGUCUUGGAGUUUUGUCAUCAGCAAAUUACAAAUGACUCUCUUUCACAAAAAAAAGUAAAUAUUUCUAAGCCAAAAAUUGCUCCAAUGGAACUCUCUCCUGCAACGACAAACACAACACCAGUUAUAAUCAAUGUGGUGUCACUGGCAAAAGUAUCUCCUGCCCAGUCCACAGGGAAUACUAACAGUGUUUUAGAAGGAGCGGUUACUAAGGAGGCAACAGAGAUCGUAGAAGAUACCACCUCUGGAAGGAUACAAGAGACUGGGGACAGUGGUGGUGUGUUCAAGGUUGAGUAUGCCCAUCUGGCAGAGGGGCAAAGGAAAUUUCAUGGAAGUACACAGACAGAUGCCAUGAAACUUACAUCUUCCCAGUCUUUCAGACUUUUAAAGAACAAAGCAGUAUUGUGCAAGCCGGUCACACAGACCAAGGCUACCUCAUGCAAACCACAUACACAGCACAAGGAAUGUCAGACAGAUUUACCCAUGCCUAAUGAGAAAAAUGAUGUGGAACUUGAUUCUCCACCUGCAAAGAAAAAAAGAAUGGGUUUUUUCCAUACUUAUGAUGCGGAAUACUUAAAAGUUGGUUUUAUUAUCUGCCCGGGAUCAAAAGAAAGUUCACCAAAACCACAGUGUAUCAUUUGUGGAGAAAUCUUACCCAGUGAAAACAUGAAGCCAGCAAAUCUCUCUCAUCAUUUGAAGACAAAACAUUCAGAGUUAGAAAAUAAACCAGUAGAUUUUUUUGAACAAAAAUUUCUUGAAAUGGAAUGUCAAAACAAUUCUUUAAAAAAGUGUUUACUAGUUGAAAAGUCCCUUGUGAAAGCUUCUUAUUUAAUUGCUUUCCAAAUUGCUGCCAGCAAGAAGCCAUUCUCCAUUGCUGAAGAGUUAAUUAAACCCUAUUUAGUAGAAAUGUGUUCAGAAGUUUUGGGUUCAAGUGCUGGAGACAAAAUGAAAACUAUUCCUCUUUCUAAUAAUACAAUUGGACACAGGAUUGAUGAACUGUCUGCAGAUAUUGAAGAUCAGCUAAUUGAAAAAGUCAGAGAGUCAAAGUGGUUUGCCCUUCAGAUAGACGAGUCAUCAGAAGUCUCAAAUACCACCUUUCUUUUGUGCUAUAUUCGUUUCAUUGAUUAUGAUUGUAGUGAUGUAAAAGAAGAAUUACUAUGUUGCAUUGAAACACUUUCUCAAAUAACUGGUUUUGAAAUAUUUGAACUAGUAAAUAAAUAUAUUACUAGUAAAUCUUUGAAUUGGAAACAUUGUGUUGGUCUCUGUACAGAUGGGGCUGCAAGCAUGAUUGGCAGAUGUUCUAGUUUAAGGACAAAAAUUCAAGAAGUUACCAGGAGUACAGUGGCAUUUACACAUUGUAUUAUUCACCGUGAACAUUUAGCAGCAGAAAAGAUGUCUCCAUGCUUACAUGAAAUUCUUUUACAGUCUGCACAAAUUUUAAGUUUUAUAAAGAGCAAUGCACUGAAUUCACGUAUGUUAACAAUUUUGUGUGAAGAGAUGGGAUCUGAGCAUGUGAAUCUACCACUUCAUGCUGAAAUACGUUGGAUGUUGAGAGGGAGUAUUUUAACAAGAUUAUUUGAAUUACGACAUGAAAUUGAAAUUUUUUUAAAUCAAAAGCGUUCAGAUUUGGCCAAGUAUUUUCUUGAUGAGGAAUGGAUUGCAAAGCUGGCCUACUUAUCAGAUAUUUUUUCACUUAUAAAUGAACUAAAUUUAAGUCUCCAAGGAACUAUGACGACUCUCUUCAGUUUGUACAAUAAAAUUGAUGUAUUUAAGAAAAAGUUAAAGAUGUGGUUCAAGCGCACACAAGAGAAUGAUUAUGACAUGUUUCCUUCAUUUUCUGAAUUCUCAAACUCAUCAGACUUAAAUAUGAGACACAUUGCAAGCAUUAUUGUUGAGCACCUGGAAGGACUAUCCCAAAUGUUCAAUGACUGCUAUCCACCUGAAGAAGACUUGCGUUCAGGAAAUUUAUGGAUAAUUAAUCCUUUUACAAACCACCAAAAUAGUAAUCUCACAGACUUUGAAGAAGAAAAACUAGCACAGUUAUCUUCAGAUUUAGAAUUACAAUCAGUAUUUAAAUCAAUGUCUGUAACUCAGUUUUGGAUAAAUGCAAAGACAAGAUACCCAGAACUCCAUGAAAAGGCAAUGAAAUUGCUACUGCCCUUUUCAACUGUCUAUUUAUGUGAUGCUACGUUUUCAGCUUUGACUGAGUCAAAACAAAGAAAUCUGUUGGUUUCUGGUCCUGCCCUAAGACUUGCUGUCACAUCUUUAAUCCCAAGAAUAGAAAAAUUAGUAAAGGAGAAAGAAUAGCAAAACAUGCAAAAUGCUUAUUAUCAAAGUCUAUAAUUUUGUGUUAAAUUUUGUAUGAGAUGAGUAUCCUAAAAUAUAAUUUCCUAAUGUGUAUAUGUGUUUUCAGUGAUUAAA
Molecule: messenger RNA, 5012 nt
Organism: Talpa occidentalis (Iberian mole)
Lineage: Eukaryota; Metazoa; Chordata; Mammalia; Eulipotyphla; Talpidae
Gene: ZMYM6
Product: zinc finger MYM-type containing 6
Exons: 18
Coding region: 840-4898 (1352 amino acids)
Molecular function (GO): zinc ion binding
Source: RefSeq, a predicted model, not a curated record